Messenger RNA from Ornithodoros turicata, 2371 nucleotides. Its product is annotated as neprilysin-1-like. NCBI's taxonomy places the organism in Eukaryota, Metazoa, Arthropoda, Arachnida, Ixodida, Argasidae. The record is from RefSeq and is a predicted model, not a curated record. Gene Ontology annotation, molecular function: metalloendopeptidase activity. The coding region runs from base 173 to 2266 and encodes 697 amino acids. Gene Ontology annotation, biological process: protein processing. The transcript is spliced from 7 exons. Gene Ontology annotation, cellular component: plasma membrane.
UCUACGUGAUGAAAAUCCUGAGAAUAAUCCUGCCAGAAUAUUUGCGAGGUCAUGGCCCACGCCACGAGACACGAGGAACGCAUUCGUUGCGCAAAAUGCAUGCGCUCCUGUGAUCCCAGCCGCAGUUUUGAAGGCAGCCACCAGCAGAACCAUUCUGGCGUCCCAGUUCACCAUGGCUACCUUCCUCAAACUACCGGAAGGCGAUAGAACCUGUAAGGUAGUGGCCGCACUGGCGAUUCUACUCAUAUUUGGAGUUGCUACGGCUGGAGUCGCCUACGGAACUUCAUACGUCGUCCAGUACUUCAUCGUCCAGCAACAGCUAUUCCGUCGACAGCUGGAGGAAGCUCUGGAAUGGCCAAUGCGACCCCAGCAUAUGGGUCCACGACAACCUUUCCUAUACGCCUGCCAGUCCCAGCAUUGCCGUCGUCAAGGACAACAUCUGCGACGCAACGUAGCGUGGGAGUUGAAGCCAUGCGACGACUUUUACGAAUUCGCCUGCAGCGGCAAAGAGAGCUUCAAGAAGCUGCUGGCUGCAGACGCGCAAGAGCACUUCCUCAGAGAAGUGCAUGCCGUGGUUAGCAAGUGGGGACGGUUCGGAUGGUUUCGUCGCUCAGCAAUCGAUACAAAGGUGUCCAAGUUCUACCACGCGUGUUUGUUUGCUCCUGACGACGUCCCGUCUGUCAACCGACAGAUGAAGGACUUCUUCGACAGCCUCAACCAGCGCAUUCCAGAAGUCUGGUCCGGGGAAGUGUCUCGCGUACUCCAGAUCUUCCCGCUGGUGCACGUGAGUGUCGCCAAGAGCCCCGUCGCCGACGGAGAAAAAUGUGUGGUCUUGCGGAGGCCGGAGAGCUUCGACAGCGACGCUAUUCUCGGAGUCCCUUCGCUGACUUCCACAAAGUUUCACGAGUCCGUCAACAACUUAGUCGGAAGCGCCGCGGCGAAAGACGUGGUCGACAUAGCGUGGAAGCUGCGGAGCUUUCCGGGACCGUACGGCGAAGCCAACGAACGCCUGGAUGAAUAUAACACCAAAAGUCUUCGAGAGGUGCAAAAGCCCAACAACUGGAAAUGGGAGAAGUUUCUGGCAAGCUUUCUCUUAGGAUACCUCGAGGUAGAUGGCAGCACAUGUGUUAUCAUAAGGUCUCCGGAAUAUCUGAGCCACGUGGACGCGGUAACGCAAGCUUUCGACCCGAUACGUGUCAGGGACUAUUUCCGCUACGCUGCCACCCUGCACCUGUUACCGUUCUUCAGGCUCGGCAAAGGCCAAAAGCACGCCACUGAACACAUCUGUUCCUUGAUGACCUACAGGCUGUUCAAUUUCGCUUUCUUGCGGCACUUCAACGACAAGUCACGCUUUGAUGUCCUCAGCAAGACCGGCAUGAAGGAAGCACUCCUCAGGAAUUCGUACGGGUACGUCCUCACCAAGUCGUCUACACUGCCGGAGACCAUCGCAUUCAAGAUCCUCGACGACAUAUCGAUUUCUAACAAGACUUAUUUCAACCCCGUAAGCGAUGUAGACGCGUACUACGAACCGGCACCGUACUCGACCGAUUACAAGGCGAUGUUGACGUCCUACGUCGUGGCCAAAUCCGCCCUCGCGCACAACUGGCUGAAAUACGUUGUCGGCUCCGCCGGAUCCGUGUUCGACACCAACCUGGACGUUACCUGCCAUUACGAUCCUGACACGAAGACGUUGGGCAUUCCCCUGUCCAUUGCUCAGAUGGACGUCGAGCGAAAAGAGUUUUUCCUGGAAUCUUCAACCGUUGGGCUUCUCAUGGCCAGGUCUCUUUAUGAGGCGUUCCAGGACAAACACGUGUCGUCUGGAGACAUGGAACACUACCGUUCAUGCUUCCAAGGCCAGUACUCAUCACUUACCCAAGACAUCAACGGAACAGCAGUCACAAUAGACGGUGUACGGACCUUCCGUUCCAACAUCAAAGACAACAUGGUAUUGCGCGUACUUCACAAUGCCUUCAGGUCAUCGGUGUCUUACUACUCUGCCCCCAGAAGUGGCCGUGUUUACAGACAAGCCCUCCUGCACUUGGAGGAACUUCCCGAAGUGAGCUCUGAACAGAUCUUCUACCUCAUGUACGCCCAGUCGUUCUGUGACCCUCAGGAGGACCUCGCCCGCGUCGUGGCAGAAGCUUCGUGGUCCCCAGCCAGAAUCCGUGUGAACGUUCCCCUGAGCAACUACGAACCCUUCGCUGAGGCCUUCGGUUGCCCCGCCAUGUCGCCAAUGAAUCCGUCUAAACGAUGCGCUGCUGCUUGACCGUCGUUUGGCUUAGACGUGUUCUGUCCGAGUGGGGGCAAUCCAUGCAUGCAAUAUGUCGGUUGGGUGCGUAUAAUAAACAUGCAGGCGGGGUUGUCAAAGAAG